AUGGUUGGGAAAAUUUUGUUCUAUAUACAUUUUGGACUUGUCUUCCACGUUGUGAUUUGUUUUAAGGAUACUGUUGAAGUGCCACGUUUUGAAGACAGUUUAAACAAUUUGACGGUUUCACUAGGCAGGGAGGCAGUUUUUACGUGCGUCGUCAAUGAUCUUGGAUCUUACAGAGUGGCGUGGCUACGCGUGGACACGCAGACGAUCCUGACAAUUGCAACGCACGUGAUCACGAAGAAUCAUCGCAUUGCGGUGAACCAUAGCGACAGGCGAGUGUGGUUUCUGCACAUUCAUGACGUGCGUCAGUCAGACCGUGGUUGGUACAUGUGCCAACUCAACACUGAUCCAAUGAAGAGUCAGACUGCAUAUUUAGACGUUGUAGUACCCCCUGAUAUAUUGGAUUACCCAACGAGUAGCGACCAAGUAGCGCGAGAAGGCGCUAACGUAACGCUCCGAUGCGCGGCUCACGGGGUGCCGACACCAAGCGUCGUCUGGAGAAAGGAAGCCGGAGAUUUGUUACCGACAUCAAACUUCAGCGAUACACAUAACUCGUCGGUGAACGGUGCCGUACUGCACUUAGUGAAGGUGUCACGACUGCACAUGGGGGCGUACCUCUGCAUCGCGAGCAACGGAGUGCCGCCUUCCGUCAGCAAGCGAGUCAUGCUUGUCGUUCAUUUUCCACCAAUUAUGACAAUACAAAACCAGUUAGUGGGAGCAAAUGAAGGCGACACGAUACAUUUGGACUGUCACUCAGAAGCUUUCCCGAGAUCCAUUAAUUACUGGACGAUAAAUGAACAAAUUAUAUCGCAGACUGACAAAAGGUUCGAAGUGACUGCUAUUGAAAGAGGUUACGAAGUUGACAUGAGGUUAAAAAUAAAAAAAGUAGGACGAAGUACAUUCGGUACAUACAGUUGCAUAUCAAAAAACUCACUAGGAGACACUGAUGGGACUAUAAAAUUGUAUCCUCUCUCUGGUAAAUUCGAAGAGAUGCAAUACAACGAAGUGGGGGACUUCGAAGAAACGCCUGACGUCAGUGAGCUCGAGGCGUUGAAACGGAGCACGGCUACGGCAAUCACGCCAAUUGUCACGUCUCUACUCGCUCCACUACUUACCAUUAUUACCAUAUUAUUAUAAAGCUACUUUGUAUAUACAAAAUAUAUUGUUACAGUAAUCUUUU
This is a messenger RNA of Melitaea cinxia (Glanville fritillary), 1177 nucleotides long. RefSeq names its product lachesin-like. The transcript is spliced from 8 exons. Gene Ontology annotation, cellular component: neuron projection. The coding region runs from base 1 to 1134 and encodes 377 amino acids. Lineage: Eukaryota; Metazoa; Arthropoda; Insecta; Lepidoptera; Nymphalidae. The record is from RefSeq and is a predicted model, not a curated record.